Populus trichocarpa (black cottonwood) is the source of this 2597-nucleotide messenger RNA. RefSeq names its product tricalbin-3. The record is from RefSeq and is a predicted model, not a curated record. Gene Ontology annotation, molecular function: lipid binding. Lineage: Eukaryota; Viridiplantae; Streptophyta; Magnoliopsida; Malpighiales; Salicaceae. The transcript has 9 exons. Bases 305 to 2323 code for a protein of 672 amino acids.
ACUCUUUAAAAUUUCCCCAGUCACACAAAGCAAUAAAACACAACACAGACACUCCUCCUCAUUCUAUAUCUCCAUCAAUAUCCUCCACUUUUCUUCUCCUCCUCUCCUUUCCAAUUUCCUAUGGACUUUUCUACUACAACUCUUCUACUGAGUCUAGCCCAUCACCAAUGCCCCAAACUCUCUAGAUUAAGAUUUCAUUGAAUUUCACUUGCUUUUUUUUUCUUUUAAUUCAUGUUCCUAUUCCCAAGCAAUGAUCCUUCUUAUGCCCUUUUCAAAACUGGGGCACUGAUUUUUCCAUUUCUAAAUGACUCUGCAGUCUUCUUCUUCUUCAACUAACUUCAAUUCCUAUAAAAUUCUCCCUCUCCUCUGCCCAUGUAAAUCCUCCAAUCAAACCAACUACCACCCACCACUCCCUUUCUCCAAAAGAAGACGUAAAAAACUAAUCACCAACUUCACUCAACAAAAUCUCAGAAGAAGGUUUCUAACUUUCCAUGCUUGUGUCAUCCCAAACGACACUCGAAAUCGCAAUGUAAACAUUGAGCUUUCAAAGGGCACUAAGGGGUUUGUUUUGAAGCGAAUUUCUAACGAAUUGGAGACUGAAGAAUUAUCUCAAGAGCAUUCCAUUUCCAACUUCACUGGCUUUCAAGAAGACCCAAUCGUCGGCAAGUUAAGGACACAAUUAGGAGUGAUACACCCAAUACCAUCGCCUCCAAUUAAUAGAAACAUUGUUGGGUUAUUUGUAUUUUUCUUUUUUGUUGGUGUUGUUUUUGAUAAAGCAUGGAAUUCAAGAAAGAAAGAUAAAAGCAAUGAGGAAGGAAAGCGUGGUGAGGCGUGGCCGCAAGUGCCCACCAGCUUUUCUUUGUUUCUGGAGAAGGAUUUGCAGAGAAAAGAGUCUGUUGAAUGGGUUAAUAUGGUGUUAGGGAAGUUGUGGAAGGUUUACAGAGGUGGGAUUGAGAAUUGGCUCAUUGGGUUGUUGCAGCCUGUUAUUGAUAAUUUGAAGAAGCCUGAUUAUGUUGAGAGAGUUGAAAUUAAGCAGUUCUCUUUAGGGGAUGAACCAUUGUCUGUUAGGAAUGUUGAGAGGAGAACUUCUCGCCGUGUCAACGAUUUGCAGUAUCAAAUAGGCCUCAGAUAUACUGGUGGUGCUCGGAUGCUGCUAAUGCUGUCGCUAAAAUUUGGCAUUAUCCCCAUUGUGGUGCCAGUUGGUGUUCGAGAUUUUGAUAUUGAUGGUGAACUUUGGGUCAAAUUGCGGUUGAUACCAACAGAGCCAUGGGUGGGAGCUGUUUCAUGGGCUUUUGUGUCACUCCCGAAGAUCAAAUUUGAACUUUCACCAUUUCGUUUGUUCAAUCUAAUGGCAAUUCCUGUUCUCUCAAUGUUUCUGAAAAAACUUCUCACUGAGGAUUUGCCUCGACUGUUUGUUCGUCCUAAGAAGAUUGUUUUGGAUUUUCAAAAAGGAAAAGCGGUUGGCCCUGUUGCAAAUGAAUCAGGAGAAAUGCAAGAAGGAAACAGGGAUUUUGUUGGAGAACUAUCAGUCACUCUUGUAGAUGCCCGAAAACUUUCCUACGUCUUCCUUGGUAAAACAGACCCAUAUGUUAUUCUGAACCUGGGAGAUCAAAUUAUGCGCAGUAAAAAGAAUAGUCAAACUACUGUCAUUGGGCCUCCUGGUGAACCAAUUUGGAAUCAGGAUUUUCACAUGCUUGUUACAAACCCCAGGAAACAAAAAUUGAACAUCCAAGUGAAAGACUCUCUUGGAUUCACGGGUUUAACUAUUGGCACAGGAGAGGUUGAUUUGGGAUCUUUGCAAGAUACUGUACCAACUGACAAGAUUGUGGUUCUGCGAGGAGGUUGGGGAUUGUUCAGAAAAGCUUCUUCUGGAGAGAUUCUCCUUCGACUAACUUAUAAAGCCUAUGUUGAGGAUGAAGAUGAUGAUAAGAAUGAGGUGGAGCAUGUUGAUACAGGUGCUUCAGAUGAUGAGAUGUCUGAUUCUGAUGAAUCAAAUGCUAUCUAUGAGCCUAGUAGAAGGGGUUCUUCAAAUGAGAUGGAUAAAGAGUCAUUUAUGGAUGUUCUAGCAGCUUUGAUUGUGAGUGAGGAAUUUCAAGGAAUAGUGGCGUCUGAGACAGGAAAUAACAAACUUUCCAAUGAUGCCUCAGGUGCAGGAUCUGCUGGAUCACGCUCACAUACUCUUAAUGCUGAAUCAAUGCCCUCAGAUAGCAAUAACAGUUCUGAAGGUUCUGCUGGAUCAAUCUUAGUUUGGUUUGCGGUGAUUACAAGUAUAUUAGUUCUAAUUGCUGUCACUUUGGAUGGUUCAAGUUUCUUCAACCCUUGAUCCGAAUCGGUUGGAAAACAACCCCCUUCUCGCGUAUCAGGGAUGAUUUACGAAGUUCCCCCACCCCCCACAGUUCUUUCUCUAUGUAAAUUCAUGGUCUUCAGCAGAGGAAUAUUCUGUUACGGCAAGAAAGUUUUGGCUUCUCUAAUUUGAGGAAUCAUUAGUGUAAUUUACGUAGUAGAUCUAUACAUUGUUCAUAUAUGUGAAAACAAUUCAUUUUAAAUUCUAUCAUAACAAAUUUAAUCGAUGGAAUGAAUUGGCUUUCAAUCUAGAA